AUGGCUGAGAUCUAUUCCUUAUAUCUAAUGGAAAUUCUUAUACAAGCCAAUGGUACUCUCCCUCUUGAAGAUGUCUGGCAAUAUUUCCUUAUGCAGUUUCCGCAUACGUGGGAUAAUUUUCCAGACUUUGAGGCAUUCGUGCACUCUCAAUCCAUGUUGUUUGGAGUUCAAAAUAACUAUGUCUUUCUUAAGGACACUCAGGCGAUUGACUCGAUCGCUUAUUAUAGAAAUGAUUUUAACCCAGUUUUUCCUCUUACUCAAGUUCAUGUUGGUCCCCUACCGCCACCGCCGCGAAUCCUCCAUGCCCAAGAUUUCACUGCAGAAGCUGAAGCUGUAAAGUACUUUCAAAGACAGAUCAGCCGCCGCAAUGAACCUUGGGUUCCAAUCAAGAGUCUGGCAGGGCACCUUUCUCAGGCCUCUGCCAACAUUCGAGCUGUUGUAGGACCCCAGUCCGACUUUUUGUACUUUCUUCUGAGACAUCCGCGCAUCUUUGAAGUGCAAGGAGAUUUAGUUAGCCUGCGUGAUGAGGUGAGGCUGAACUAUCUUUCUCGCCAGAGCACUCAAAUUCGUCAAAACGGCAGCAGACGAAAUCGUCCCCUCUCAAUGUAUGUUUCUUCUGGCAUUUGUUCCCUGCCACAAAGCAAAAAUGAGACGUCAGAGUAUUCGAACGUAAGCGUAUACUCCUCUCAAUCAGUGCAAAACUUGCCACAGCAGACUCUGAUGUCAGAGCAACUAAACUCCUCUCAGACCAUCCUCAUAUCUCUCGUCGAUUAUGCAGCGGCCAUGUGGUUGCGCCAAGCCAUCGAAAAGUUGGGAGGCACUAAAGAUUGUGGAGUAUUAUUAGAUGACCUGAUGCAGGAGUUUGUGUCUGCUCCUGUCAACAUUCGUAAUUCUGUGGGCCUGACUCGAAUCGAGGUAACGGAGUUCUUGGAGAAGUUCAACCAACUCUUUGAAAUCGACCAAAUUAUGUGCAAGAAUAAGGUGCUGGAUAAGGCGAGCACCACAUUUAUCAUCUCCGACUCUGCGAGUGCUAACAGCAGAAGCAUCUCGCUCAUAAACAAGAAGGGCAUAGCCUAUUGCAUCUCGAGAUCCUGGGGGAUUAUUGACCUGGGUCAACAUGAGCAUGUUUUUUUCGACCGGUCUUUAUUCAAGCAUGUCGAAAAUUUGACAAAACACUUUGCGGUGGGCGAGACGCUGUGUUUCAACGCUGUUCUGGCGCCAAAGGAGUCACGCGCCAAGUGGCGGGCGACGCGCGUAUGGAAGGAGACAGACAUCCUGGCUGCGCAACUCACGGAGCUGGGUUUGGCUUCUUCAUUGACGUCGCAAGUAUGCGAUUACUCCUCUUCCAUUGCUUCCAGCACCCCCUCGGAGGGCAACUCCGACUCGGGUGUACAGGACGCUACCGUACAGAAACCUCCCUCUUCCUCCGUCUCAACUGGACUCGAGAGCCUCCUCAACAACUCCGAGUUCAACAUCGUACGUCUGGACGUCGGCAGUUCUGAUAAACUCCUCGUCUUGCAGGAACCCGAAGGUCUCGAUGAUAGCGAGGGCGAAGUCAACAACAUCAGCGACGGCGGAAAAGUUGCCUGCGGUGGUACAAAAGAUCUCAAGUCUUCGCCCAGAGGUGCCGAUAUCGUGGAAGGUGACCAGAGUGAUGACAACACUAGUUCCGACUUGAACACCAUGUCAGACAUCCCCAGUAUCUCCUCUUGCCUGCCCGCAUCUGUGGCGAUGGGAAAUUUUGUGUCUUCGGGCACGCAGACCUACUUUACGGGUGACAUCCUCGCCAAGAAGGUUUAUCAUGAGAUUGUGAAUAGCGAACAGCAGCAGGAUGAAGCUGAGCUCAGCUACACGCCUAAGGAUGGAGGCCGCGCCAAAAUGUCAGUCCUUGUGAAUCCUGUGUGCAUAAGGGGGUGUUUAGAUCAGAGUGACUCUGAUUUCCUACCCGCGAAUGCAUUUGAGUCUAAACCUAAUAAGGUGCAAAAUUGGUGA
Echinococcus granulosus is the source of this 1992-nucleotide messenger RNA. RefSeq lists its product as hypothetical. Bases 1 to 1992 code for a protein of 663 amino acids. The record is from RefSeq and is a predicted model, not a curated record. Lineage: Eukaryota; Metazoa; Platyhelminthes; Cestoda; Cyclophyllidea; Taeniidae. The transcript has 4 exons.